AUGAGCCUAACUCAGGCAAAGGGUGGUCUGUUGUCCGUGUCAGAUAAAGAACUACGAGGGGUAGUUCUAUCCUAUCUGCUCUAUCACGGUCAUAAAGAUACUGCGCGGAUAUUUGCGAGUCAGAUCUCGCACAGAGAGGAUGCUGAAAGUAUAGACCGGUGUCCAUUGUGGCUCCCAAAGAGCUCUUCUGGCGAUGCUAGUGGCGAAAACAACCCACAGCCGUCGACCCACGAGGCAACACCGGCCCUAGACCACGCAUCAUUGCCAGAACGAGACAACGAUGAUCAGGUAUCAAAUAAUACGAAAGCACCUCAUCCAAAGGAAAAUAUUACGACCGAUAUAAAAAUCAGCCCCGUAUCAGACAAUGUACUCGUUGACGUCGAGGUCAGGCGCAAAAUUAGGCAAACCAUAUUGUCUGGAAAUAUUGACGGCGCAAUUGAACUCAUUAACCACCAUCUCCCGACCUUCCUUCCAGUUAACACUCCAACUGGUGGCGUAUACAACACGACGUCCAAAGCCCCGAAUGGUUCUCACGAACUGUCAACUCUAACUAAUGGGAGCUCGCCUACUCGCCAGGAUAGCCCUCCUCGAUCGCCCACUCCUGUCUCCACUCCUGUUAAAACACAAUUUGUGGAAGCCGUCCGUACCGUUCCACUUCCGCCAAGCACUAAAGGGCAUGAAGAAGCGCCGCUAAAGCCGCAAACCAAGAUAGGGGGAGUGGAGGACGCCAAGAUGGAAACUCCAGGCUUGGCCAAAGAUCAAGAUCACAAAGGUUCUUCGUCGGCCCAACUGUCGUCCGAGGCCCGCCAAGACGCCUACUUCAACUUGCUUCAGGGCUCUACCAGAUAUCAAAGUUAUCAUGUCCCAGCGAUCGUGAAGUUUACGCGAAGGAGGUUGAACAGAAUCAUCGCUGGCGCCCCUUAUUUAUCCAUGAGUAGACGAGAGGCGGUGGCAGAUCAGUCAAUAGUGCAAUGUUGUAUCUGGGCCCAAACGGCGAAGGUCGUGUGGGAUCAGGUUGCAGCGAUGCAUGCACCCAUGCCUCGGAUAGAUGAAAUACCAGUUGAUGUGACGAUGUAUGCGAGAUAUGUUGUCCGAAGUACAGAAGGUGAAGACCAGGCGCAAGAAAACUUGGCUGUUCCUUUUGAUUUUCACUCGCUGGCACAGGCUUGA
Messenger RNA from Rhizoctonia solani, 1170 nucleotides. RefSeq lists its product as uncharacterized. Lineage: Eukaryota; Fungi; Basidiomycota; Agaricomycetes; Cantharellales; Ceratobasidiaceae. The record is from RefSeq and is a predicted model, not a curated record. The transcript is spliced from 7 exons. Bases 1 to 1170 code for a protein of 389 amino acids.